This is a messenger RNA of Pichia kudriavzevii, 1110 nucleotides long. RefSeq lists its product as uncharacterized. NCBI's taxonomy places the organism in Eukaryota, Fungi, Ascomycota, Pichiomycetes, Pichiales, Pichiaceae. The transcript has a single exon. The record is from RefSeq and is a predicted model, not a curated record. Bases 1 to 1110 code for a protein of 369 amino acids.
AUGUUUUACAUUAGGCCUCAAGAGCAAAUUACAACCUGUUCAUUGUUCCCAUUAAAUGAACAAUAUCUCCUAAACGACUUAAGAAGGGAAUAUUAUAGACAACAACAAAUUGAAAAAAGACAACGUCAAAAAUUGAAUCAGCCAGACGUUGAAUUCACCCAAAAUUUAGAUGAGUAUUUUAUCAUUUUGAAUAAAAAGCUGAGUCGGGAUAACUAUAAAGCUAUGAAGACAUUCGAAGGCUAUUCAAUCAGGUUGGUUGAUGAUUCCUUAAUUAUAAAGUCCAAAAGAGAUAACUUUUAUAAAAGUGUUCAGUUACCUGAAAAUGUUGCCUAUGGUACUGAUAUCACUUACAGAUUAUAUGACGAUGGAUAUAAGAUGGUGAUAUCCAUCCCUAAAAAGAAAGCAAUACAGAUUAAGACGCCGGCUUUUGGAUUCCCAGAUUUAUUUGACAACUUGAAAAUUUUGUCAGAUGUUUUUGAUAGCUCUUAUGUUGGUAGAUGUAACGAAGGUAGAAAGAUAAGAAUUCCUAUUAGCGAUUCCAAUGAGAGUGAUGAAGUUUCAAUCAAUAAAAAAGGUAUUGAAGACAGUCAGAUUGGUAACGAAGAAGGCAAAGAGCAACUUGAUGAGAGAAUGCAAGAGGAAACUGAAAUCUGUAACGAGAAUGCAAGUGCUGUAUUUGACAGCAAGCAUGGACGUGAUUGUGAAGCAAAAGCCGGCACACCAUUAAAAUCAGAUCAAACUCUUGAAGGAAAUAGUGAUAGUGACUGGGAAGAUAUUGAAGACGGGAACGAGAAUGUGUGGAUGGACAUUGACGAAGAACCAAAAAGUGUGAGCAUAAAUCAGAAUGCUAAAGAUGAAGUUGCUGUUGAUGGAAAAAGUGAAAACAGAGCUAGUGUUUUGUCUGAACAACCGGAUCUUCUCAAGAACUACAAAACCACACUCAAGAACACUGUUUUCGUUCCUAAUAUGGCACGGAAUGACGAUCCAAUGUCUUCAGAGUCUGAAUCGUCACUGGAGAGCCCCAAUUCUGUGGAGGAGUCCACAGCGGGACCUGCGAGGAGAACAUAUAGCCCAAGCAUUGAAAAUGUAGUUGAUGCUGAAUUUUUGUAA